Messenger RNA from Perca fluviatilis (European perch), 8119 nucleotides. RefSeq names its product kinesin-like protein KIF13B. Gene Ontology annotation, molecular function: microtubule binding; cell adhesion molecule binding; ATP binding. Gene Ontology annotation, biological process: microtubule-based movement; regulation of protein localization. The record is from RefSeq and is a predicted model, not a curated record. Gene Ontology annotation, cellular component: adherens junction. NCBI's taxonomy places the organism in Eukaryota, Metazoa, Chordata, Actinopteri, Perciformes, Percidae.
AUGUGGAUCCACACCGGGGCGCUGAAUUCCCUCUCAAACCACUUGUGCAAGCGUGUGCAGAGCAGAGCGCAACUGGGGAACUUGGAAGCUCGCUUAAAUCUCACAGCAAAUCCCUUUAGCUGUGUGAGUUGACAUGGCUUGACUGAUCUCUUGAGGGAAGUUUCAGGAAAUGCAACAGGUGGCGGAGCGGAGGGAAUGAACUGUGCACUGCCCUCUCGUUAGCGUCCCAGGCUAGCUGCUGGUAACGUUACUUAAAGGUGCCAGUGUUGGGAGCCGGACAGGGGAACCAAACUGCGCACUCCUUCACACGGUCAGGUGGCACCAUGGAUGACAACAGCCUCAAUGACUCCAAUGUAAAGGUCGCUGUUCGUGUGCGACCACUGAACAGGAGAGAAAAAGACCUAAAGACAAGAUGUGUGGUGGAGAUGGAGGGGAACCAGACCGUUCUGCAUCCGGCCAUCACCAACAUGAACAAAGGAGACCCCCGGAAUCAGCCAAAGGUUUUUGCCUACGACCACUGCUUCUGGUCAAUAGACGAAUCUCAAAAAGACAAGUUUGCAGGUCAGGAUGUAGUGUUCCAGUGCCUCGGGGAGAGUCUGCUGGACAGCGCCUUCAUGGGCUACAAUGCAUGCAUCUUUGCUUACGGACAGACAGGCUCUGGGAAGUCGUACACCAUGAUGGGCUCAGCGGAGCAGCCCGGUCUGAUCCCGCGGCUCUGCAGCUCCCUGUUCGGCCGGACUGUGAGGGAGGCUCGGGAGGGAGAGAGCUUCACCGUGGAGGUCUCCUACAUGGAGAUCUACAACGAGAAGGUCCGAGACCUGCUCGACCCCAAAGGAAAUCGCCAAGCGCUGAGAGUGAGAGAGCACAAAGUUUUGGGGCCUUAUGUUGAUGGCCUGUCUCGCCUGGCUGUGUCCUGCUACAAGGACAUAGAGUCUCUGAUGUCGGAAGGCAAUAAAUCGCGCACCGUAGCGGCCACAAAUAUGAAUGAAGAGAGCAGCAGAUCCCACGCUGUGUUCAACAUCAUCCUCACACACACACUCAUGGACCUAUUGUCUAAGACGAGCGGGGAGAAGGUGAGCAAGCUGAGUCUGGUGGAUCUGGCCGGCAGCGAGCGCGCAGCCAAGACUGGAGCAGCGGGGGAGCGGCUGAAAGAAGGGAGUAACAUCAAUAAGUCCCUCAGCACUCUGGGUUUAGUUAUCUCGGCCUUGGCUGACCAGGGAGCAGGGAAGAACAGGACCAAGUUUGUUCCCUACAGAGACUCUGUGCUGACCUGGCUGCUCAAGGACAGCCUGGGAGGGAACAGCCGCACAGCCAUGGUCGCCACCAUCAGCCCGGCCGCGGACAACUACGACGAGACGCUGUCCACCCUGCGCUACGCCGACAGGGCCAAGAGCAUCGUCAACCACGCCGUGGUCAACGAGGACCCCAACGCCCGCAUCAUCCGACAGCUCCGCGAGGAGGUGGAGAAACUGAAGGAGCAGCUCACCGAGGCCGAGUCUAUGAAGGCCCCCGAGCUGAAGGACAGGCUGGAGGAGUCUGAGAAACUUAUCCAAGAAAUGACCGUCACCUGGGAGGACAAACUCCAGAAGACUGAGGCUAUUGCGCAGGAGCGUCAGAGGCAGCUGGAGAGUCUGGGCAUUUCCCUGCAGUCUUCUGGAAUCCGAGUGGUGGAUGACAAGUGUUUCCUGGUCAACCUAAACGCUGACCCUGCCCUCAACGAGCUGCUGGUCUACUACCUGAAGGAGCACACGCGUGUGGGCUCGGCCAACUCGCAGGACAUCCAGCUGUGCGGGAUGGCCAUCCAAGCGGAGCACUGCGUCAUCGACAUCACCGAGGACAGCGGCGUGGUGCUCAGUCCUCACCGCAACGCUCGAACAUGUUUGAAUGGUGCUGCCGUCACCAGUCCAGUGCAGCUUCACCACGGUGACAGAAUCCUGUGGGGAAACAACCACUUCUUCAGGAUCAAUCUGCCGAGGCAUAUGGUCCGCGCGGGAGCUGAGGACGAGGAGAGCGGCGCCGCGAUGAAGACGUGUUUGAGCACAGAGCGGCUGGAGGUGGACUUUGACGCGUCCAGCGACGUGUCGAGCGAGCUGAGCUUCGGCUACGAGUUUGCUCAGGCCGAAGUCAUGAUGAAAGGCAUGGGCAACAACGACCCUUUGCAGGCGGUGUUACAGACCCUGGAGAGGCAGCACGAGGAGGAGAAGCGCUGUGCCCUGGAGCGCCAGAGGCAGAUGUACGAACAGGAGCUGCGGCAGCUCCGCCAGAGGCUUACUCCUGAGAAACCCUCACGCGGCCUGGACCCAGCGGGCACUGCUGCUGCUGUGACAUCACCCAGCUCCACCAAGCGCAUGCGCCGCUGGAGCGAGGACAGAGAAGCGAUGAUGACUCGCAGCCUGCGGCGCCUGAGGGAGCAGAUAGUCCGGGCCAACCUGCUGGCGCAGGAGGCCGGCUUCAUCGCCGAGGAGCUCAGCAAGAGGACGGAGUACCUGGUCACUCUGCAGAUACCUGCUGCCAACCUGGAUGCCAACAGGAAGCGUGAUGUAGUAUUAAGUGAGCCGGCCAUCCAGGUUCGCCGUAAAAGUAAAGGGAAGCAGAUCUGGGCUCUGGAAAAGCUGGAGAACAGGCUGGUGGACAUGAGGGAACUCUACCAGGAGUGGAAGGACUUUGAUGAAGACAACUCUGUGAUGCGCUCCUAUUUCAAACGCGCCGACCCGUUCUUCGAUGAACAGGAGAACCACAGUCUGAUCGGUGUGGCCAACGUUUUCCUGGCCUGUCUGUUCCACGACGUCAAGCUGCAAUAUGCAGUGCCCAUCAUCAACCAGAAUGGAGAGGUGGCCGGUCGGCUGCAUGUGGAGGUGUGGCGGGGUACAGAGGGCUCUGAGGAGGAAGGCCCUGUACAGUCUGUACGUCAGCACAGCAACACAGACGGAGAUCCACAGGAGCGCAAACUGGACUGUGUGGUGAACAUCCUCCAGGCCAACGGUCUGCCUCGCCACCUGUCCAACUUUGUCUUCUGCCAGUACCACUUCUGGGGGCAGGACGAGUCGGUGUUCAUCGCUCCAGAGAUAGAGCCAUCCAGCUCGUCCUCCACCUCCAGAGACCCUCAGUGCACUGUGGUCUUCGACAGCGCCAAGGAGUUCUCUGUGCCGGUGUCAGAGGACUUUGUGGAAUAUUUGGCAGAGGGGGCGGUGGCCAUUGAAGUGUACGGCCACAAGCAGGCCAACCAUCGGAGGAACCUGGCACUGUGGGACCUAGGAGUGAUUCAAGCCAAGACCCGAACCCUCAGAGAAAGGUGGAGCGAGGUGACCCGCCGCCUGGAGUUGUGGGUGCAGCUGAGUGAGCUGAACGAGGCGGGAGAGUUCUGCGCUGUAGAGGUUCUUCCCGCCAAAGACGUGCGCACAGGAGGAGUCUUCCAGCUCCGACAGGGUCAGUCCCGCCGGGUCCAGGUGAAGGUGCGUUCAGUACCAGACUCGGGCACAAUGCCCCUCAUCGCCGCCUCUAUUCUCUCUGUAUCCAUCGGAGACGUCAAGAUCCGGCAGGCACGUCUCUCCAAAGGCAGUGAAUCACAAUGGGGUGGGGAUGAAGAAAUGGACAGCUACCAAGAGCUAGACCUGGAGAGGAUGAGGGAACAGUGGCUGGCCACACUCACUCAGAGACAGGAGUAUCUGGACCAACAGCUACAGAAGAUAGUUUGCAAACCAGAUAAGUCAGAGGACGAUGUGGAAAGGGAGUCCCAGCUGCUGGAAUGUCGUCUGACGCUCACCGAAGAACGCAACGCCGUUCUGGUGCCGUCGGCCGGCAGUGGCAUCCCCGGAGCCCCCGUAGAGAGGGUUCCUGUCCCUGGCAUGGAAACACACAUUCCUGUCCUGUUCCUGGAUCUCAGUGCUGAUGAUUUCCAGGCCAGUCUUUCAGCACCACUGGCCGGGGGGCUGGAUGCGUUACUCAGUGGGGAGGAUGAGGAUGAAUUCUUUGACCUUCAUAUUGUUAAACGCUAUGAUCCAGAGGUGAAGGUGGAGGCCUCCUGGGACUCGACGGUCCACAAAUGCCCCCAGUUGAGUCGCGUGAUGUCAGCUGACCAGAGGGUCUACCUGACCGUCAGCACAGUGGUUCAGCUGAGCCACCCGGCCCAGAUGCAGCUGGUACUCAGGAAACGCAUCUGUGUCAACGUCACCGGGAAACAGGGUUUUGCUCAGAGCCUGCUGAAGAGGAUGUCUCAGCGCAGCACCAUCCCUGGCUGUGGAGUCACCUUUGAAAUCGUUUCUAAUAUCCCAGGGGACAUCCAUGGUCCAGAGGACAGGGAGAUGUUGGCCAGGCUGGCUGCCAGCACCGAGGACGGCCAGUCAGCUGACAGCGAGGCGGCCAUAGAGAAGUACCUCCGCAGCGUCCUGGCUGUGGAGAACAUCCUCACUCUGGACAGACUCAGACAGGAAGUGGCUGUUAAGGAACAGCUGGCAGUCCGAGGGAAAGCUUCCACACGCUGCCUGAGCUCUCCAAACAUCCAGCAGCUGUCAGCCAACAGUCUGAAUCGCUACUCCUCCACUCAUAGGCUCAAUGACGUCAAGGGCUGGGGGAGCCACCAGGACCUUUCUUUUGUGAGUCCUUCAUCUAUACGCACAGUGCCUAGCUCCAUAUCCCAAAGCCUUCACCCAGAUACAGUGCAUUCAGGCUUCGCUGCGUCUUAUCUCCCUCCAGUGAAGGCCGUACCCAAGCUGCUGAAGUCCCUGCUUCCUGGUGGGAAAGAAGAUGCUAGAGACCAGACAGCCGUCCAUCAGCAGAGUUUGCCUCGCAUCAUGGUGCAGUCAGCCAGUGUUGAUGAUGACAUGAGCAAACACCAGCAGCUGGUUCCCAUUGAGGAAAUCAUUCCUCCCGACCUCCAACCAGAAAGCCCCAGAUCCGUGCCCCUCCCGGAGACGGAAGAGUCCACCCACAGCCCGGCGAGCGAAGCAUCGAGCGGAUACAUGUCGACGUGCAUAUCUACGGCAACGCUGUCGGACGUCUACACACUGAGCUGGGACCUGCCUCCGGCAUCCGGCAGCAGAAGCGACGGCUUCGAGACGGUGCCAGAUGAAGAGGAAGAGGACGAUAAAGCGGCACAAUCUGACUCGAAUCGUAACGACGUAUCGUGGUCCGAUUCAAUUAUCCUAAGUCGACAAGAACCAAACCAGUCUCCGUCAGUCAAGUUGAAGGAGCGUGAAGAGCCGGAUUCAGGUGCCGAAUCAGACGCGCUACGCCAGAUCAAACAAAAGCAGGACUCAGCUACUGACCAUAUCGGAUCAGAACAGUUCGACGAAUCAGAGCCAGUUAAAGAUUCAUCGUUAGUGCCAGAGAAGGAAACCAAACGGACGGACGUUUCACAAGCAGACCACUCAAAACCAGAAACCCCUCCGACAGAAGAACUCGAGCUAGCUGCCACCGACGAGACCGAAGCUGAACCGUCGCUCCGCUACGAACCACCGACGCAACCGUCUCCACGAGAAGGUCAAAGUCAGUCUGAUACAACCGUGCCACAGCCACGGCAGCCCAAACACGACCAAAAACCCUUCAACAGUGCCCAAGAUCCGGCCCCAAACCUGGUGCCAGAUGUGCGCCAAGUCUUGGUUCCAGCUCCUGCCCCGUCUGGAGAUUUGGUUCUUCUAUCUUUGUCCGAAGAACAAGCCACUUCUGAGGCCUCCAACUCAAAUGGCGCCUCCGCCCCGACUUCAUCCUCAACCACUAAAGGAGUCCGACAGGAAGCACCUGCCAACGCAACGUCUAAGAACGCCACCGCGGCCCCAGCUCCUUCUCUGUCCAGUGUUCCGCCUUCCAAACCGCAUGCCUCAGUGGCAAACCCCUUCAAGAUCCAGAAAGUGAAGUCUUCCGACCUCCGGUCCUUCCAGCGUAUUGUGGGCGAGGAGGAGGGUAAGCCUGCGCAGGCGGAGCGGGCCAGCAGCCUGGGGGCGGGACUUAACCUCUCCGUGCCAAUGGAAAACCAGGAAAUGAUCUCCGACUCUGAGGAAGGAGACGCUGCUGCGGUUCUCCCCGACUGGUUAAAAGAAGGCGAGUAUGUGACCGUGGGGAACAACAAGAGCGGCACCGUCCGUUACGUUGGACCCACCGAUUUUGCAGAGGGCACCUGGGUGGGAGUGGAACUGGAGGUACCAGCAGGGAAGAAUGACGGCUCAGUGUGCGGCAAGCACUACUUCCACUGUAACCCUGGUUACGGCGUGCUGAUAAGGCCAGACAGGGUGAGCAGGGCCAGCGGCAAGCGCCGUCGCCAACAGCAAAAGCGGCGCAGCGCCAACCUGUCUGGAUCCAGCCCCAACCUGGCAGCCCUUACCGCGCUGGCCAAAGGCGGAGGCGGUGGGGCAGCGCCCGGCCGCAGCAGAGGAGAGAACCGCAAGUCGUGGAACACCUGAGAGGCUCGCUGUCCGCUAAAUGACUCACCGCUGGACAAACGCAUGCAGCAACUGGCUGACAUGACUAUACAUCUCAACAGCGUGGUUCCGGACGUAAACAUCCCAUUGAUUUUUCUCCAUAAGGAUUUUGAUUAUGAGCCAUAACGUCUAAACCAUCCGAGGCAGACUGACCACGAGCUACGAGGUUGGGAAACAAAGGUUUAUGUUCCUGUAAAAGCUAGAAAUCCGUAUUAAAUCAACCUUAUUUCAAGAAAAAACACAUUUUAUUCACGAUCUCAUGGAGAAAAACGGCACUACCCACAAUCCUAAGCGUAACAGCGACGUCUGUUAUUGGUCGAAACGACUAGAUCGAGCUUCUACCAUUGAAGUCUAUGAUAGUUUCUCUACACUGUCUUGUACCUUUUUUUUUGCCGUUUUCAAAAUUUCUUUUUUUUUGUGCCAGAUCAAAUCUUUAAUAGUCACGAUUGCUCUCGUUGCUAGUUGGCUUGGAUCCAGACUUAAAACUCUUCAUAUAAGCAAUUUUUGAAAUUGAAUUGAAUGGGGGGAAAACACUUCCGGAACCAGAGCCGUUAAAAAAAGCGGGCGGUCACUGUUGAGCUCUACAGGGUCCGCUUUCAGAAAGAGUGACAAUACAGUAUUUUAUUUGGGUCGAUGGACUAAAGGCUCCACUGGAUCUGGUCCUUUACUGUAAGUUUGGGCAACUCAAGAUGAUCGAGUCUGCGCUCCUCUGUUGGGAGGGGGGGGGGGAAGGCUCUCCCCCAUCAAAUGUUCAUCACUCAUCUGUUAAAGGACUGUAUCCUACCCUAACCCUUUUUUUUUUUUAUCUGAAAAUAGGAAUGUUUUUAGGUAUGUCAAGGCAAAUAACCUUUUCUCUGUAAUUAACUUCAUGUCAAAUGGCAAGCAGGCCCUAGAAUGAGAUGCCUACACCAUCACCCAGGUUCAGCAUGAAGGUGCAACCGACUAUUGACUAUUCUCGUGACUAGAGUAGAUUCCCCGUCAAACACCCCGACCUAUGGGUGGUCUACGCCUGACCCUGCCUUUCUAAGGUCCAGCGUUCACCACCACUUAGGCCCAAAAAGUAGGCAACCGCUGGUUGCUUAACACUCCAGCAAAGACUACCACUCUGACUUAGGACCGACGGGACACUUCCACCCGCAUCGACCUACCUAGGCUGAGUCUCACUUCCCUUAAAUUGCCUCCACGUUUCCUCCACUCGCUUCCUUUCCUCGCGUCUCGAUCCGUCCCACCGAGGAAGCACGGGAGAGACACGGUAAUAUUUACAGUCAACCAUCGACCGUUAAUAUUAGUGGACCGAGCACGUGUGACGUCACCCGUUGGUUUGUGGCGGUCCGCUGCGAGUCGUCGAGUUUGCCGUUACGGGCGCAGCCAUCCUGGUUGCGGAUGUGACGAUUUUAGACGAGAGGGAGGAGUGAGGGAGGAGCCGUAGACUGUUGGGCGCUAUCUGACUGUGACGUUAGCUGAGAGUUGGCAACGCGGCUUACACUCUACGUCACACGCGUUCACCGGCAAUCUGGAUGCAGCUGCUGCUGAAAGCUAGCCUACAUAAUUCGAGUUAAGAUUUAGCUUCGCUAGGUUUGAAAUAUAUUUGUCCCAUAGUUAUAUUACAUAUAAGACAGGCCGCGAACUGUCAAUCACAUCACAGCCACGCCCUAAAACACCCCGUGCUUUAUCGCCGAUUUUAAAAUCAACGAGACCAUAAUUCA